AUGGAUUCGACAUUGGACGACAUUCUCACCGCCCGAACCGCCAAGGAUGCUGAUGACGUGUUCGGUGUUUUCGCGACCGUUGUCGACAAGAAUGGGGAGACUCUCUACAGCAAAGGCGCUGGUCGCGUCAAGUUCGACAGCGAUGAAGUCCCCGAUGAGGAUACCACAUACUGGGCUUUCUCGUGGACAAAGCUAUUGACCACAGUAGCUGCAUUGCAAGUUGUUGAGCGAGGACAGAUUGCAUUGGACGAUGACGUUGAUUCGCUGCUGCCAGAGCUCAAGAACCCCGAAAUCCUGUCCGAGGGUGCAGAUGGUGGUCUUGUUCUUACGCCGGCUGCGAACAAAAUUACUCUCAGACAUCUUCUUACCCACCAAAGCGGAAUCGUGUACGAUGGGAGAACCCCUCUGUUGAUGAAGUGGCGACAGUCCAGAGGCGAGAGCGCACUCUCCUUCAGCGGAGAUGUCAUAAAGGCAUUCUCCACUCCGCUGGUCUUCGAGCCGGGCGAGAGUUGGGCGUACGGUGGCGGCCUGGACUGGGCCGGCGUCAUCAUUGAGCGAUUGAACCAUAUGAAGCUGGGAGAGUAUAUGCAAAAGAACAUUUUUGAUCCUCUGGGAAUGCGACACACGACAUUCCAUCUGAAUGCCCGGCCUGAGAUCAAAGCAAAGCUGAUGGAUACGGCAAUGAGAACCCCGGAGGGGAAGCUGGUUCCGACGGCUCCGUGGUAUCCCGCAGACGCCGUGACCGAUGCAGGCGGAAUCGGAAUUGUGACCAGCGUCGCAGACCACGUCAAAGUCCUGGCGGACCUUUUGAAGGACAAUCCUACAGUCUUGAAGCGAAGUUCCGUGGAUGCCAUGUUUACACCACAGUUCUCGAAGACCGGUCCUCAAGCUGCGGGUUUGAUGAACAUGCCGUUCAUGCAUGAAAAUCUGACUGGAGGCGAGAAGACGCUUGGAAAGCUGUCGUUUGGCAUUGGUGGGCUCGUCACCCUCGAUGAAACUCCUCUUCUGCCUCGACAUACAUUGAGCUGGGGCGCCAUGCCCGGAAUGGCAUGGUUCGUCAACAGGGAAAAGGGCUUGGCCGGCGCGUUUGGCACUCAAAUGUUGCCUCCCGGCGACAAGAAUAUUAACAGCCUCAUUGGAGAGUUCCUGAAGGAAGCAAUGAAGAUGGCAAAGGUGUAA
Molecule: messenger RNA, 1179 nt
Organism: Colletotrichum siamense
Lineage: Eukaryota; Fungi; Ascomycota; Sordariomycetes; Glomerellales; Glomerellaceae
Gene: lovD-2
Product: Acyltransferase LovD
Exons: 3
Coding region: 1-1179 (392 amino acids)
Source: RefSeq, a predicted model, not a curated record